Molecule: messenger RNA, 1095 nt
Organism: Entamoeba dispar SAW760
Lineage: Eukaryota; Evosea; Mastigamoebida; Endamoebidae
Product: Circumsporozoite protein precursor, putative
Exons: 1
Coding region: 1-1095 (364 amino acids)
Molecular function (GO): calcium ion binding
Source: RefSeq, a predicted model, not a curated record
AUGUCUGUAGGAUAUACUUCACCUUUUGCUCAAAAUGCACAAACAAAUGCUAAACCAACAAAUAGUGGACCAGAAACAAUGGCUAUUAGAUUAACUGUUGUUAGUGGUAAACAAUUAAAAGCUAUGGACAUUCGUUCUUCUGAUCCUUAUGUUAUUGUUUCAGUUGGUAUUGAACAAAGAAAAACAAAGACUGUUACGAAAAAUUUGAAUCCAACUUGGGGAGAUACUUUUGAAUUCUAUAACGUUGUUCCUGGAACUAUGGCUACUUUUACUGUCAUGGACUAUGAUAAACAUGGUAAAGAUGACCAUAUGGGAAAUGCUUCUUUGGUUAUUCAAAAGCUUCCACCAGGCCAAAUGUCUAAUAACGAACUUCCUUUAUCCACUAAGGGUUCUAUUUGUAUUCAAUACACUAUCAUCUCUAGUUCUUCUAGUGCAAAAACCUCACAACAAUCUAGUGCUAAACCUGCUCAACAAUAUCCAGGUCCUCAACAAGGUGCUCAACAAGGAUACGGUGCAUAUCCAGGUUAUCCUCAACAACAAUACCCAGGUUAUCCACCACAAGGCCAACAACAGUAUCCAGGUUAUCCACCACAACAACCAGGAGCACCAGUCCAACAACAAUACCCAGGUUAUCCUCAACAAGCACCACAAGGCCAACAACAAUACCCAGGCUAUCCUCAACAAGGAUACGGUGCAUAUCCAGGUUAUCCUCAACAAGCACCACAAAGCCAACAACAAUACCCAGGCUAUCCACCACAACAACCAAGAGCACCAACCCAACAACAACCACAAGGUUCCUCUGGAAAACCAGCAACCCAACCAGGAGCACCAGCUCAACAACAAUACCCAGGUUAUCCACAACAAGGUGGUUAUCCUCAACAAGGUGGUUAUCCUCAACAAGCACCACAAGGCCAACAAUAUUCAGCACCACAACAACCAGGAGCACCAGCUCAACAACAAUACCCAGGUUAUCCACAACAAGGAUAUGGUGCAUAUCCAGGUUAUCCACAACAAGGUGUUCAAGGUCAACAACCAGGAUACCCACAACAAGGAUAUGGUGCAUAUCCAGGUUAUCCACAACAACCACCAAAAUAA